Messenger RNA from Fusarium odoratissimum NRRL 54006, 2182 nucleotides. RefSeq lists its product as uncharacterized. Gene Ontology annotation, cellular component: nucleus. Gene Ontology annotation, biological process: peptidyl-lysine monomethylation. The transcript is spliced from 4 exons. The record is from RefSeq and is a predicted model, not a curated record. The coding region runs from base 28 to 1419 and encodes 463 amino acids. Gene Ontology annotation, molecular function: protein binding; protein-lysine N-methyltransferase activity. Lineage: Eukaryota; Fungi; Ascomycota; Sordariomycetes; Hypocreales; Nectriaceae.
CUCAACUUUCUUCAAACAACAGACAAGAUGGGUUCUACAAAUUUUGACGGAACGAGCGAAAGCUUUCUGCGCUGGUUCAAGUCUUUGCCAGACGCUACAUUCUCCGACGCCAUUAAAAUUGUUGAUCUUCGUGAUCGCAAUGCUGGUCGUGGUAUAAUCGCUCUCGAGGAUAUCCCUGCGGAAACAACUCUAUUUACCAUUCCGAGAAAAGGAAUCAUCAAUGUUGAAACUUCGGAGCUGCCAAAAAAGAUUCCAGAUGCUUUUGAUCUCGACAAGCCUGAUGACGAUGAUGCACCAGGACUGGAUUCAUGGAGUUCGCUUAUCCUCAUCAUGAUUUACGAGUAUCUACAAGGCGAAAGCUCCAAGUGGAAGCCUUAUUUCGAUGUUCUUCCUUCGUCAUUUGAUACGCCCAUGUUUUGGUCUGACAAUGAGCUUGACCAGCUUCAAGCCAGUCAUAUGCGACACAAGAUCGGCAAGGCUGAUGCUGAAAAUAUGUUCCAAAAGACACUGCUUCCCAUUAUCCGAAGCAACGCUGAGAUUUUCAACGCCGGAAACAAGACUGAUGCAGAGCUUAUCGAGAUUGCCCACCGGAUGGGCAGCACCAUCAUGGCGUAUGCUUUCGACCUUGAAAAUGACGAGGAGGAAGAGGAGGAGGCAGAUGGUUGGGUUGAAGACCGAGACGGAAAGUCGAUGAUGGGAAUGGUACCAAUGGCGGACAUUCUGAAUGCCGACGCCGAGUUCAACGCUCACGUCAACCACGAAGAGGAGAGUCUCACCGUGACCAGCUUGAGGCCCAUCAAGGCGGGCGAAGAGAUUCUCAACUACUAUGGCCCUCACCCGAACUCGGAGCUCCUAAGAAGAUACGGAUACGUUACCGAGAAGCAUUCUCGUUAUGAUGUUGUCGAGAUUCCCUGGGACAUUGUCGAGUCAGCUCUGACCUCCAACUUUGGCAUCCCAGGUCAAGUCUUGGAGCAGAUUCGUGGCGCUCUCGAAGAGGACGAAGAAUUUGAAGACACAUUCGUCUUGGAGCGAGGAACAGGCGAGGUCAACUCGGAUGGCACCUUUGCCGAGCCCGCUCGAUUCGAAAGCAUGCCCGAAGAUCUCCAAGAACAACUCAAGACAUUCCUCAAAGGUAUCAAGAAAGCACAACCCGAUGCUAUCCCUGACAAGCGAAAGAGAGACGAGAUCCACCAAGCUGUACUGGCCAAGACACUGGAGGCUCUGGUGGCAAGAUACCCAACGAGCAUUUCCGAAGACGAAAACCUACUCAAGCAGGACCUCAACCAACGAACUCGCAUGGCUAUUGCCGUCAGACUUGGAGAGAAGAAGCUACUUCAAGAAGCCAUUAUUGCAUCUUCUGGAGACGUUGAGAUGACAAUGGACGACGAAUCUGGACCAGCCAAGCGUACAAAGCGAUGACCCAGCGGGGUUAUGUGAUAGAUCUUGUUUCCUCUCCUCUCAUGCAAGAGGUGCAGAAGGCGAUUGCGAACCAUCCGCAAGGCAACAAUUCCAAUCAAAACCACAGUUAUCUACUAUUUAAAUGAUCCAUAUCUUGCACAUAUUGUUUUCCAACUCUUCCUCCUGAUCAGCAACCACAUUGAUGAAGCUCAAGCUACUGAACACCAGCGAGGAUACUGACAAACAAUUGGUCUAGAUCGAUCCAGGCCUGUAAGCCGUUGAGCUUACCGUCCGGCUGAGACAUGAGUAGAAGUCUGCCCAGCUCCCAUACAAGAAAUGCCUCGCUAUACGCGGUUCCGCACUCGCAUCGCAAAAACGUCACCGGAGAUGCAUGAUAAUGUUGAACCACGAGUCCACCAACUUGAUGGCCUCGCUGUGAGUUAUUCGAUCGACGACCUGUCUCAGUUACAUUCAACCAUCUUACGGUGUACGCCACCCCCAAAGAGUUGCAAGCGAGCAGUUACUACUCGGACUUGAAUGAACCCGAACUCAACACCAUCAGAGAAGAGGCUUGAGCAUUGGUUGCUUCGAGUCACCUGUCGAGGUUCCCACACGACCAAGACACACAUGUCUUGCGGAGACACCGACGUCCUCUGGCCUCAGAUGCAAUUCAGCUCCUAUCAUCGCAUAAAUCCAACGUUGCCAAGUCGCAAGUCACCAGAUAAUCAAGGGUUAGCGCCAACAACUGAUCGACAUCAAGAUCUAAUCUCACCCAUUGGCCCGC